AUGUCGGGUGUGUGGCUAUUUAAUAGCGGGGUGAUGAAGUUGGAGAAUCCUGAAGAACGACAACCAAGUAAGGAUAGGAGAAAGAAAUCUUCAACAAUGUCAUGUAACAAGACUGGUAAGAUGAAGGAAUUGGUGCACAUUCCGACUGGACAACCGGUGAAGUCUUACUUAUUCCUCGAGCAAAUACUAAGUGGUCUCGGUUGGGAGAGAUAUUAUGGUGGUGAUGGUGAUCUCGUUCAAUUCCACAAAUAUGAUUCAAUUGAUCUUAUAUCCCUUCCUAGGGACUUUACAAGGUUCAACUCUAUACACAUGUAUGACAUUGUUGUUAAAACUCAUAACGUCUUUUGUGUUCGUGAUAACUAG
This is a messenger RNA of Impatiens glandulifera, 363 nucleotides long. RefSeq names its product flowering-promoting factor 1-like protein 2. The transcript has a single exon. Lineage: Eukaryota; Viridiplantae; Streptophyta; Magnoliopsida; Ericales; Balsaminaceae. Gene Ontology annotation, biological process: vegetative to reproductive phase transition of meristem; regulation of flower development. The record is from RefSeq and is a predicted model, not a curated record. Bases 1 to 363 code for a protein of 120 amino acids.